AUGAUCAGCUUGCAGCAGCUCUCUGCUGCUCCUCUGCUUCUAUUACUACUUCUGGUAGAAGUUGUCUCAGGGCAGGUCCAGCUUGAGUCCCACUCCUUCACCCAAGCUCUGGACCAACGAGUUUUCAACAAGCGUUGGAAUGCCAUGGGCACUUGCAUCCUCGAGAAUGAUCAUAUUCUGCUGACACCAAGAACGGCUGAUAGAUUUGCUGCUCUCUGGCAUAAGUCCCCCUUGCGCACUGAUAAUUUCGAGGCUACCUUCACCCUUGAUCUCAAGAACCCUCCUGAUGGAACGGACCCUAAGCAUGAGCAAGGGUUCGCCUUCUGGUACGUUUAUGAUGAUCCUACGACUCAAUACCCGAGUGACGUGCGACACUGCAGUGAUCGCUGCGCGGCUCUUCUCGAAAAUGCUGGUCUGGGCCUGAUGGGCUAUAAGAGUAACUUCAAUGGUAUGGCGAUAUUUUUCCCCAACAACCGUUUUGUUGACGGACGGAUGGAUCUACAGCCGAGUGCUUCUCUUGCUAUGAACGACGGCUCGCUCAUCUUCAAUCGCCAAGUAGAUCUCCCAACUGGUUAUGGCUCAUUCUGGGACUACAGGAACCGCAGGUUGACGGUCCAGGUCCGAGUCCAGCCAGAAUCGGUCGUCGUGCAGGGACGUUUCUCGGAUACUGAUCCCUGGACACUACUGAUCAAUUAUCAAGUCAGUGAUCCUAACUUCCGAAUCCGGCCUAAUGGAUACAUUGGUAUUACGUCUCUGGUCGCGCCAGUUGGCGGACAGAUCAUCAACUUAGUCGACUAUGUGGCGCUUAACAGUCUCAAUGCCGUCAAUUAUGACCCUGGCCAGAAGGGAGAGGACGCUGAGGUUGUUACCGAAUCCUAUGAUGACUUGUCACAUCCCGAUCCUGUUAGAGACGAAGCUCUUGCCAGCUCACCAGAGGCCCUCGUAGCUUCGCUGGUUGACUUGAAGCUGGCUGCGUAUAAGAUCAUCACGGAGCUGGAGCCGAUGCGUUGGAGAACCGAACAAGGAAUGAAGGAGCUUCAGGCAAGUCAAGGUGGCAAUGUUGAUAUGGCCGAGCAAUUCCGAAACAUGAAGCAGGAAUUGAUGGAGAUUUCCCGCGAGGCUGCUGACUCGAGUCGAGGCAGGAAGCGCGAUCUUGAUAUGCUGGAGGAAGGACUUGCGAACAUUCAUGCGAGUCCGGGAUCGUCAUCAAUGGCAGAGGUCGAACGGAGAGCACAGAAAAUGAAGGAUGAGCUGGAAAGCUCGGGCAAUACACUACUGUGGCUGGCAAUUGUAUGUCUGAUCGCAAUUGUCAGCGUUGGCGUUGCUGUGUACCGCAAGUUCAGACAUCUGGAGAAAAGUCACCUUCUAUAA
Messenger RNA from Perkinsus marinus ATCC 50983, 1371 nucleotides. RefSeq names its product lectin-domain protein, putative. The transcript has 14 exons. The record is from RefSeq and is a predicted model, not a curated record. NCBI's taxonomy places the organism in Eukaryota, Perkinsozoa, Perkinsida, Perkinsidae. Gene Ontology annotation, molecular function: D-mannose binding. Gene Ontology annotation, biological process: Golgi organization; endoplasmic reticulum to Golgi vesicle-mediated transport; endoplasmic reticulum organization. Bases 1 to 1371 code for a protein of 456 amino acids. Gene Ontology annotation, cellular component: COPII-coated ER to Golgi transport vesicle; endoplasmic reticulum-Golgi intermediate compartment; endoplasmic reticulum membrane.